Molecule: messenger RNA, 2941 nt
Organism: Cyprinodon tularosa
Lineage: Eukaryota; Metazoa; Chordata; Actinopteri; Cyprinodontiformes; Cyprinodontidae
Gene: trarg1a
Product: trafficking regulator of GLUT4 (SLC2A4) 1a
Exons: 3
Coding region: 551-1105 (184 amino acids)
Cellular component (GO): membrane
Source: RefSeq, a predicted model, not a curated record
GUACAGUGCCUCUGCGGCGUUGAGAGACAGCGAGGAGAAAGGAGGGGAUAGGGACUCUGUCUGCUUUGAAAAAAAAAAAAAAGCUCAGCUUUUUCUCUUUUUCAUUUGUGAGAAAGAAAAGGAAAAUACUUAAAUACGAUUUUUUAAAUCCAGAUACUCUUUAAAGCACCGUGGUGCGUCUGGAUCAAAGUGGGAUAGGUGGAUUCAUCAGAAGAGAGGAGGGUUUCUGAUCUGAUGCUUUUUGGAAAUGAUUCAAACAAUAAAUGCUAAUGAAGGAGAAGGAAGCUGACUUAGGAGGAUUCAUCAUUUGCUUUCUUCUAAUUGACUUUAUUUGUUCUGGCUCCUUCAAAUCUGAGCUCAUCAAGAAAAACUAAUUUAUUCACUGCAGGAGGAAUUCUUACUUUAAAGUUAAUUGACAUCUAAAAGAAUAAUUAUAAAAACUAAAUUUCCAUUAAGGAAUGUGGAGACACUCUGUUGCAAAAUAAGCUUCCGGUCUGAUCUGCACUUUUUGUUGAAUUUUUGUGGCAUUUCUUGAUAUAACCGAGAGUGGAUGAUGGCCAUCAACACCGACACCGACUUCCAGAAGUCCAACCUUGGCGCUGAUGGAGGAGGAGGAGGCGCUCCGCCCGCGGACUUCCAGGAGACGGAGAAACUCCUGACGGUGACCACCGAGCCCGGAGGGAACGGGAUGAAAAUGUCCACCUCCUUCACUGUGCCCCCCGAUAAGGCCCUGGAGGCAGAUCAGAACGGCCACAGCGUCGGUCUGAGGUCGGGCUCCGUCGGGCAGCUGUCCGCCGCCGGCCACCUGUCUCCAUCCAGGGCCAGCCUGAGCCGCUCCUCCACCGGGAACGCCACCGUCCCGGAGACCCCGAAGCCCAAGGAUUACCUCAUCCUGGUCAUCCUGUCCUGCUUCUGCCCAGUUUGGCCCGUCAGUAUUGUAGCACUGGUGUACUCAGUUAUGUCUAGAAACAGUCUCCAGAAUGGGGAUAUAGAUGGAGCCAGGAGGCUGGGUCGACUGGCUCGUCUGCUGAGCAUCGUCUCCAUUUUCCUGGGAGUUCUCAUCAUUGUCGUCUAUACCUCAGUUCACUUCACAGCUUUAAAAUAACAACCUGGAGGAGCAAAUGUUACGUCGAAGCCAAACCACAGAAGCAACAAAGAAAAAAGGACUGCUCAAACAAAAAUGGAGUACCCUACUUUAUGCCAAGAAGUUACAGCAUCAAAAUUAACUUCAGGUAGCAAAAAAUGUUGGCCAGUCAUGAACAGCGGCCUAAAAACAAAGAAGCAAAUAAAAGUAUAUAUCACUGACAGAUGCAUGCAUUAGAACCCAGUAACAUUUGCCUGACAGAAUAUCUUCAUAUUGAAUUGUUCAAGUUUAAGAAAAAGGAAGGACUGAAUGCAGAUCUGUGUGAUUAUUACAGGAGGCUACAUGUUUGUUUUUCCCUUUGUGAACAAUGGACUUUUGGAUGUGAAGGUGAAGAUUUGUGUAUGUAGAGCAGAUAAAUGAUGGAUUUUCUAUCAGGCUCCUUCAAAGAAAAAUCUAUGAACUUAAGAUGGCUCGUUUAAUCUUCAUAUAUAUUCUAAAUGAUCCUCUUGCAUUUGAAGCAUUAUACAGGAAAUAAUAUAUUUGAAAUAUGGAAAUGUAUUAUUGAAUAGAAGAUAUUGAUUUUAUAAGAUGUUUGUAUCCAAAGUGUUAUUAAGUUUGUUAAAGCUGUCCUUAUAGCUGCUUCGCCAGCAAUUGGAAAAAAAAAGAAAUCCCCUCGAAAUUCAAGAGUUUGUUACAGAAAAAUUGGUUCUUUUUGUCUCGUCGUAUGAUUUGGUUUACCAGUUUAAAAAAAAAAGAGACAACAACUGCAUGCCAGAAUGUAAAUAGCCCAACACUCUGCCUUCUUUUAGACUGUUAUAGGUUUUUUUUUCUAUCUUUUAGGAACAAGCACUUUUGCACAUGAAACAGUUAUUUGUGUAUUUUCUUUCCUUGGAUAGUUAUCAUCACGUUAGUCCUGCCACCAUUUACAAAUCAAGCCUAUAGUACAAACAUUGUUCUUCCCAGUUUCAUCUGUCCUUCAAUCCUUUCAGAUGCUUUUAUACAUUUACAAAGUUUCUAGGCAUUAUACAUUGCUAUACCUUGACUGUUACAACCCGUUCAAUCAUUGAAUGUUUCAUUCCUCCUUGUAUGGGUAUGUAAUGUAUUUAUAUAUAUAUAUAUAUCUAAAUAUAUAUAUGCAAUAUCUUCGCAUGUAAUGGGCCUAACAGCCUGAUAAGCACUUAUUUUUGUAAAAGAGCAAGUGUACGAGUUUGCCUAAGAACAACUUGCAUUUAAGAAGUCUUACUUAAAAUGAUGGCAUGACAAAUUGUCUGGAUUUGUCACUUUAAGAAAAACCUGUAUGUUUAGACAUAUGUAGAUGUUGUAUAUAGACAUGAAAAGGCUUAUGCUCCAAAGCUCUGAUAAUAAUCAGUGAGUCAUGUUGCAUUAUUCAAAAGGGUUUGUCUUUUUUCUGUGGCCAUUAAAGUGUAUUUUUGAUCCAAUUAAAGCUAAAAUGCAUUUAACUGGGUACCAUUUGUUGAGUUCUAAUGGUCAUUUAAAAGCUUUAUAGAAUUGCAAUUGCAACAAUGCAGCUGAUAUAAUCUGAAGUCCUCUAGUGAACAUCAUCGGUCAAGGCUGUUCAGUUGCAGAUUGAUGUUCUUUUCUCAGUCAUAGCUGUGCAGAAAAAAUUAUUUAUCUGAACAUCCAAGAGCAGCAAAAAUCCAAAGACUCCUCAUAAUUACUUAUCACAGCUCGAGCUUCAUUUGAACUUUCUUCAUCUGCUGUGUUUAGGAGGCAUUUGUUCACCAUUUUCACCUCUGUAAUGUCACAGUUUUUUUCUCUUAUAUUGUAUGUGCCGGUUCUCAUUUCUGUAGUGUACCUUUUGCAUGUGAGGAAUAAAUGUAACCAUGCAUGGUCCAA